GAAUGUGUGCUCCUGCUCUUGCAUGUGUAGAGGUGAGAAAAUGAUCGUAUCUCUAUCCUAAUGCUGCUCGGGCAUCUACGCAAUUUCCUUGUGUGGGAGCUGAGAAUCUCGAUGCGUUCCGCUCUCUAUUAGCUCAAAACGCUGAGGUGCGUCAGCAAUCGCGUGCGAGUGCGUAACGUGGAACCCGACAUGUAUGCGUGUAUCUUUCUUUAAAAUUUACUCUGUAAGAAAAGUAUGAUUUGGCAGGUUGGAGUUGAUCUGUCUGGGCAUCUGUGCAGAGAAGCGCACAAAGGUGAAGGAGAGUUAAAACGCCGAUUUCAAACAAUAUUUCCCGGCUAAUGUAAAGGACACAGUCCAUAUUCUCCUCCUAUGUUCGGAACAAUCUUUGAGAACAUGACUAGUUUAAAGGCGUAUAGUGAGCCGUACGGAAGAGUGGCUUCUGAACCAGUAGAGGACACUGACCCUAGUACCUUUGUUACAGAGAUGUCGCUGAGGUCGAAUUACCCUGUUCAGGUCACUGAUCCACAAGAUAUGAGAGAUCCUGUGACCCUUCAGCUCAGCUCCUUUCCCGCUGGUUACCUGACUCCAUCUGCGCACAGGGUACAACAGCCUGUGGAAAAUGAUGGGAGUGGUUCUUUUCCGUCAGCUUCUGUUUCAUCAGGCUUCAGUAAGGACCAUACGCCCUGUAAGGAGUGUUCUCGUUCCGCCCCUCCACCCAAAAUCAGUGACCUGAUGAACGACGAAGACCUUCUGUACACCCUGCGGUUGAAGCUGGACCCAACUCACUGCACUGUCAAAAACUGGAAGAACUUCGCGAGCCGCUGGGGGAUGAGCUACGACGAGCUCACGCUUCUAGAGCAGCGCACACACGGCUCCACCUAUCACAGUCCCACGCAAGAGUUCCUCAUGCGCUACAACCAGAAACUUGUCACAGAGCUCACCGAACUCUGCCAGACCUACCAGCGCAUCGACGUGCUCAGACUGCUCCAGAGAUGGAUGGAGAACGACUGGCCCUCGCGCUGGCAAAAAGCCCAUUAGCUGGGGAUUAGUGAGAACUGUAACUAGACUUCUACAGGGAAAAGUGUUCCUUGAAUCACAGAGUGAGUCAGAACUCACACUACUGAUGAGUGGUCGAGCAAAAAUAGUGUUUACAGGGUUGUAAACUGGACGGUUUAUUGCUAGGGGUAUUUCAGAACGCAGGGUUAACAUACCAGGAUAUUGAACUUGGUUCAAGGAAACCGGUUCACGGUUAAUGCAGUCAGAAGUGAGAUGGAAGAGAGUUUACGGUGAACACCGAAAGAUGUUCUAAACGGAAACGGACGCCUAAAAAUCUUGCAAAACGCACAAAAUAAUAUGGCGAAACCAGUUUAGGAUUACACAUGACGUGACAAAAACAACAAUUCUGUAGCACUUAAAACAUACAGCAACUGUAUGAAUAAACAAAGUUUACAAUUACAACAUCACACCUUAUCUGUGGUGUGUUUACAGGCGGUUGAGUUGCUUUCUGGAAUACCCCCGAUAUCUAAAUAAAGCAGAUAAUGGUUUCAUGAUAAAUCACGUCUAACAAGGUUGGAGCGAUGUUUAACAAAUAUAUGGAGUUAUCAAGCAGCACAUCAGUAUGUGCUGUACUUGUGUGGUAUUUAAUUUAUUUUUAUUGAGUCAUCUUUACCUCUGGAGUUAUUAGUUGUUUCAUGAAGUGUUACUCACAUUUUUGUUUUUGUGGUUUUGAGUCAUUGUACUCGAGAUCUAAAUAUGUUUUGAGAUGAUUUCUCAUAUGUAGUCAUGUCUGCUCCUGUACAUCGUGUGAAUACAUCACAAAGGAACAUGGCCGGAAAGAUGUCCUAGAGAUUUGCAAUAUUCAAUGUUCAAUAAUCAUGUCCAUUUCAACUGGUUCAAGAGUGGGAUCACUCUUAAUGUGAUGUACUAUAGAAUUUUGUGACAUUGCAAUACAGCAUAUUAUGAAAUAGCUAUUAUGAGAAUUAAUGUAAUUUGGUGGAUUUGGUAUAAAUGGUUUGGUAAUUGGCUGAAUUAAUGGUUAUGAGGGGUUCUUUAAGUGGCCAGUAACAUAAUUGCAUAUCUAGUUCACACCAUUGUGUCUAAUCUAUGUUAAAUGCCCCAUUGCACUGCACUAUGAUAUUUGGUAAGAAUGGCACUUAAACUUAGACGUGUGGAUAUCUCUGGUGUCUCUGGGAAAGAAGUGGUCCAAGAGCAGUAAAACUGCACUAACCAAUGCAUUUUAGAAGUUUUAUAUAUAUAUAUAUAUAUAUAUAUAUAUAGUAUAUAUAUGAUGGUUUUAAAAUGCACGGUUGGGGUUCAAAAUUAUGGUUCAACAUUAUCUACAAGUACAGGUUGUGAGCACAGCACCUUUUUUGAACAGACUCCUUUAAAAACAUUUUGCUUGGGUUUUCUGCCCUGUACACCAGUUUUUGAUUCUCUGUGUCAGAAAAUCCAUAUCUGUUUGUGUGCAUUGGGGCUUUUCUUUGUUUAACAAUAAAACAUGCUGUAUCUGAAUACAUGUCUUAAAGUAUAUCUAUAGUUUCAAAUAUUUUUCCUUAAAGGUCCAGUGUUGAAAUUUAGCAGCAUCUAGCGGCAAGGUUGCGAAUUGCAACCAAUGGUUCACUCCACCCCUCCCUUUCUAAGCACUACGGUGGCUGAAACCGAUAAUGUCGUCACGUUUUCGCUGAAGGAGAUAACGUAUUUAUGAAACACACUCUGUAGAGCAGUUUGUCUCUUUAGGGCUACUGGAGAAGCAAUAUGGCAAUUUUCAUGCAAGGGUGUAGACACACGCUGUAUGUAGAUAGAAAUAGCUCAUUCUAAGGUAUAAAAAACACAAUGCUAUAUAAGGUCUUUAAACACCUCUGAAGACAAUGGACGUUUCUCAAUUCCAAGAACUGAUUUGUGUUCUUUUGGAGAUCGGUCUUGCGAGGCAGCCUCGGAAGAACGGAAUUGGAUGGACACGCCACAGUGACUUCUGGGACAUACGAUGCAUCCUUGAUAUUGAGAACACAUCCUGGUACUUUCAUGCGUUCU
Triplophysa rosa is the source of this 3030-nucleotide messenger RNA. It is a transcript of the gene edaradd, whose product is annotated as EDAR-associated death domain. NCBI's taxonomy places the organism in Eukaryota, Metazoa, Chordata, Actinopteri, Cypriniformes, Nemacheilidae. The record is from RefSeq and is a predicted model, not a curated record. Gene Ontology annotation, molecular function: protein binding. The transcript is spliced from 6 exons. Gene Ontology annotation, biological process: signal transduction. Bases 370 to 1038 code for a protein of 222 amino acids.